Scatophagus argus is the source of this 3319-nucleotide messenger RNA. Its product is annotated as tripartite motif-containing protein 16-like. The record is from RefSeq and is a predicted model, not a curated record. Gene Ontology annotation, molecular function: zinc ion binding; protein binding. The coding region runs from base 346 to 2100 and encodes 584 amino acids. NCBI's taxonomy places the organism in Eukaryota, Metazoa, Chordata, Actinopteri, Scatophagidae. The transcript is spliced from 2 exons.
GCUCCGGCAUUAGUUCAUAACGAAUCAACAGGGCGGCUCGUUUGGAAACUUUGGCUCAAAUCUCGAGAAUAGUUCAACUAAAGCUGUUUGUGAAAACAUUUGAGGCGAGACAUAAAUAAUGCAGUUUCUGAAUAUACCUUCAUUUUUGAUCGAUGGCGACAGUAAAUGCAUUUUUGGUUGCAGUUUCGCGAAUCGUGUAUUUGCGACGGAGGCUGCUCAUUUGCAUAAAGCUGAAACUAUUCAACUCCGACGCUAACAAACCCCUGAUCCACAGUUUGAAGAUGGGUGUAAGCAAGAUGGCAGUGAAGUGCAGGAGCCGACAGGCCUCAUUCACUGCAGAGACACAUGUUGUUUAGAUCAGAGCUCAGACGAGUUUCCCAGGAAGAGAAACUCAGGCAGUCGUUUCCAAUGAGAGGUGAAAUGGAGCAGAAAGGAGUUCAGCUCGACCGGGAACAAAUUUCUUGUUCAGUUUGUCUGGAUCUACUGAAGGAUCCGGUGACGAUUCCCUGUGGACACAACUACUGCAUGAACUGUAUUAAAACCCACUGGGAUGAAGAGGAUGAGACGAGAAUCCACAGCUGCCCUGAGUGUAGGCAGACCUUCACACCGAGGCCUGUCCUGAUGAAAAACACCAUGUUAGCAGUUUUAGUGGAGCAGCUGAAGAAGACUGGACUCCAAGCUGCUCCUGCUGAUUCCUGCUAUGCUGGACCUGAAGAUGUGGCCUGUGAUGUCUGCACUGGGAGAAGAUUCAGAGCCCACAAGUCCUGUCUGGUCUGUCUGGCUUCUUACUGUAAGAAACACCUUCAGUCUCACUAUGAUGCACCUCCAUUAAAAAAACACAAGCUGGUGGAGCCCACUGAGAAGCUCCAGGAGAACACCUGCUCUCGUCAUGAUGAGGUGAUGAAGAUGUUCUGCCGUACUGAUCAGCAGUGUAUCUGUUAUCUCUGCACUGUGGAUGAACAUAAAGGCCACGACACAGUGUCAGCUGCAGCAGAAAGGACUGAGAGGCAGAGAGAAGUCGAGGUGAGUCUACAAAACAUCCAGCAGAGAAUCCAGGACAGACAGAAAGACCUGAAGGUGCUUCAACAGGAGGUGGAGGCCAUCAGUCGCUCUGCUGAUAAAGCAGUGGAGGACAGUGAGAAGAUCUUCACUCAGCUGAUCCGUCUCAUGGAGAAAAGAAGCUCUGAUGUGAAGCAGCAGCUCAGAUCCCAGCAGCAAACUGAAGUGAGUCGAGUCUUGGAGCUUCAGGAGAAGCUGGAGCAGGAGAUCACUGAGCUGAAGAGGAAAGACGCUGAGCUGAAGAAGCUCUCACACACAGAGGAUCACACCCAGUUUCUACACAACUACCCCUCACUGUCAGCACUCAGUGAGUCCACACACUCAUCCAGCAUCAACAUCCGUCCUCUGAGAUACUUUGAGGAUGUGACGGCUGCUGUGUCAGAGCUCAGAGACAAACUACAGGACGUCCUGAGGGACACAUGGACAAACAUCUCACUGACUGAAGUGGAUGUUUUACUGUCAGAACCAGAGCCCAAGACCAGAGCUGCCUUCUUAAAAUAUUCAUGUGAAAUCACACUGGAUCCAAACACAGCAAACACAUGGCUGUUAUUAUCUGAGGGGAACAGAAAAGUAUCAAGAACUAGAAAACAUCAGUUUUGUCCUGAUCACCCAGACAGAUUCACUGAUUGUUGUCAGGUCCUGAGCAGAGAGAGUCUGACUGGACGUUGUUACUGGGAGGUGGAGUGGAGAGGGGAUGGAGUUUGUGUAGCAGUCGCAUACAAGAAUAUCAGCAGGUCGAGCAGCAGGUCGAGCAGCAGGAAUGACUGUGAAUUUGGAGGAAAUAACAAAUCUUGGCUGUUGGAUUGUCACCAAAACAGGUAUAAUUUUUGGUACAAGAAUGUCCAAACUGCUGUCUCAGGUCCUCCGUCCUCCAGAGUAGGAGUGUACCUGGAUCACAGUGCAGGUAUUCUGUCCUUCUACAGCAUCUCUGAAACCAUGACUCUCCUCCACAGAGUCCAGACCACAUUCACUCAGCCUCUCUAUGCUGGACUUGGGCCUCUUGCUGAUGGAAUCACUGCUGAGUUUUGUAAACUGAAAUAGACAAAAGUCAUUAAACGGACAGUGGAUUAAAUUCUGUUUUAAUUCUUCAACGUAUUUUGUCGUCGUGUUUGUAGCUGAGAGCUGAUUAUUUGUGCUGACUGAUUUUACCUCUCAGUGAAAAUGGCUACUCAUUCAUUCAUUUCACUCUUUUUAAAGUCAAAGCAAACUAGUUUGAGCUCUGAUCUAAACAACAUGUGUCUCUGCAGUAUAUUGGGUCUGUCAGCUCCUGCACUUCACCACAAUGUUGGUUACACCCAACAUGUUACAUGCAGAUAGUUUCAGCCUCAUUUGUUUGAGUUUUGACACGUCAAAUUACUUCGUACAGAAGAUGAAUUGAUAUGAAAACUGUUAGUAGCAUGUUGUCCUCUGUCGUCCUCCAGGACUUCUGUUGUUGCUGAGCUUGUCAGUUAAUUCCUUCAUUUAAAGAUUGUUCCAACUGCUUUGGCACACUUACGUCAAAGCCCUUGAAUUAAACCUGAAAGUCUUCACUUUGCUCACAUCCUGCGUGGUGGUGUAGAGGGGCUGAGGGCCAAAUACCUUAUGCUUGUCCCAAUAUACUGUAUAUGGACUUAACUAUAUGUAAUAUCACACUGCGUCAGUUUGUCCACAGGAGUCACAGCCUGCAACACUGAUGCUGAUGUGACAUUUCUUCACCGCUCAGACAUCACCUGCCAGGCAAACAUUAUGGACGGUACAUCUUUUCAUUUGUUGUUCUGUAAAAAUAUUCUAUAGGUAGUGGUGUAAUGAAGUGUUGUAUAAAAUGUCAUUAAAUGAUAAAUGUAACUCUCUUGAUCAUAAUCAGUAAGCAGAUCUUUGAUUGUGUCCUUUCACAUAGCUGAGGUUCUGCUCAUACAAAGUGAUUGUGUGGAUGAAGCGAAUGUGUACAUGAAAUCACUGAAUAAGAUUCACUUAACGGCCUUCACUGACGGUGAUGUGUGAACAAACUGAAGGUUUCUACCAUAAGUUAACAGGCAUGAGAAAAAUCAAUGCAAAACGCUGAUGAGCUGCUUCAGAUGUUUGAAUUCAUGAAGCUCUUAAGUUCAGUAACUGAGCCCGAGUUUGUCAGUUUUGCAGAAACUUGGAGCUGCUUCUUCAGCACUUUAAAAGUAACCUGUUGGAUAUGACGCCUUUUCAUGCUGGAUGACAGAUUAUCUUUAUUACUCAGUUACUUUAGUAAGCAGCUCUGUCAUGCGAGUCCUCUGGCUUCUUGGCUUCAGGG